This is a messenger RNA of Osmia bicornis bicornis, 6815 nucleotides long. RefSeq names its product single-stranded DNA-binding protein 3 (gene Ssdp). The transcript has 15 exons. Gene Ontology annotation, molecular function: single-stranded DNA binding; protein binding. Bases 1236 to 2588 code for a protein of 450 amino acids. Gene Ontology annotation, cellular component: nucleus. The record is from RefSeq and is a predicted model, not a curated record. NCBI's taxonomy places the organism in Eukaryota, Metazoa, Arthropoda, Insecta, Hymenoptera, Megachilidae. Gene Ontology annotation, biological process: positive regulation of transcription by RNA polymerase II.
GCAGCUGCUAUAAACCAUUCGCGAGACAAGGACCAACCGUAAGAAGGAGAGUGACGGAGAUAACCAAUGCUUCCCGUGCCGUGAGUACGUGUACGGGAGAACUGCGCGUACGCUGAGUACGAAACACACUUCCGAACUUGUGCGUAUUUAUACAAAAAUAAUUUCAUUCGUGUAGCCUGCACGUGUGUAAAAUUGACACCGUGCUUCGCUUCCGUUCACUAUAGUAUCAGUAGAUGUUACGAAUAAAAAACGGAACAGAAACGGAUUCGUCGAUACGGAAGUAAGAAGCCGCGUCGACGUAUACGCGUGAAAGAUUUGGGCAUCGGUGUGUCACCGUGUUCACGAAGAAGUAAAGCGCGAGUGUAUCCGUCUGUCUGUCUCUAUCUUUAAUGAGGUGAGGCGGGAUGAGGUGAAGCGUUGUGAGGAGAAGUGAGGUGAGCGGUAAACCGAAGCUGAAGAGAGUGAAGUGACCGAGCGUAACUACGGUAUCGCGGUGAGAGGACGCGUCUUCGUUUCUGUCAAAUUACAAAACGCGAGGGUACAGAAACAGGUUUGAUAAUCAGUGAAAGAAUCGAAGAAAAGAAAACGAGCGAAGUGAGCUAUCGCAAGGGAAAAAAGAAGAGUGUGAAGUCUGUGAACGAUGACGGCGUGCGUUCGUUCCGCGGUCAUGCGUUUGCAAUUCGCUGAGCCAUGAUACGGAAUACUGUGUUUAGUAUAGGUUACUGGUUGACGUGUGCGACCAAACAAAAAAUAAUUUUCAUUAUCGGCUCGUUCAUUUUUCCGUGAAAUGAUGUGCACAUUUUCCUGAUUCUUCGCUUGGGACUACAAACAUUCACGGGACGCCGAUAGGUGAUGGAAAUUACAAGAUAGGAGGACUCGUGCGUAACAAGAUAUAUUUGAGAACUGUAAUAAAAGAAUAAUUGGAAAUGUGUAUACAGUUUGACAUCCAUGCAAGGAAUGAGAGAGUACUUAUACCCCGCAUAUAAUCUGACGCUGACGGAAACUAGGGAAAAGUUACUAUAUAUCUAAUUCGACUUUCUACCAUAUGGCGGCGUUUUAAUCGUUCUUGAUGCUUGCCACCACACCGGUCAUUCGCAUAUCGCCCUCUACGAUACUACUCCUAACAAUUCAGUUCUUCCUUUUCCCCGUUCGUGCGGGAUCAACAGUGUCGGACAUUACUAGUUGGGACGAAACAGUGGUUCUGUUUACACUGGAAAAAUUGACAGUCUUCAAGGAUGUAUGCGAAGGGGAAGGGGUCAACGGUACCCUCGGAUUCUCAAGCAAGAGAAAAGUUAGCCUUGUACGUGUAUGAAUAUUUAUUACAUGUUGGCGCACAAAAGGCAGCACAGACAUUUUUAUCAGAGAUACGAUGGGAGAAAAAUAUCACACUUGGAGAACCACCUGGGUUUCUACAUUCUUGGUGGUGUGUAUUCUGGGACUUGUAUUCAGCGGCACCAGAGCGGCGGGAGUCUUGCGAACACAGUAGCGAAGCUAAGGCAUUUCAUGACUACCAGGGUUUUGUAAACAGUGGUUAUGGAGUCAAUGGUAUUGCUCAUAACGCUGGUCCAGCACCUUCCCCCAUAGGACAAAUGCCACCCAAUGAUGGCAUGCCUGGUGGUCCAAUGCCCCCUGCUUUCUUCCCAAACAACUCGACAAUGCGACCAUCUCCGCCCACACACCCCUCAUCACAGCCAUCCCCCCAGCACCCCCAGCCACCCCCGCCCCCACACUCGCAGAUGAUGUCCACUCAGUUCAUGGGUCCACGAUAUCCUGCUGGUCCAAGACCUGGAGUACGCAUGCCACAAAUGGGAAAUGAUUUUAACGGGCCACCCGGACAACCAAUGAUGCCAAAUAGUAUGGAUCCAACUAGGCAAGGCGAAGCUGGAGAAUUUGUAGGGUGGCAAGCUCCACCAGGUAUGAAUCCCAUGAACCCGAGAAUGAAUCCUCCACGAGGUCCAGGAAUGGGUCCAAUGGGACCGGGAAGUUAUGGGCCAGGAAUGAGGGGUCCACCUCCUAACAGUAGUUUAGGCCCAGGAGGUCCGGGAGGACCGGGAAUGCCACCAAUGAGUAUGGCGGGUGGUAGACAACAGUGGCAACCUAACACAUCCACGCCAAUGAAUUAUUCAUCAUCAUCGCCGGGUAAUUAUGGAGGACCACCUGGUUCAACGGGUCCUCCAGGCCCAGGUACACCAAUCAUGCCGAGCCCACAAGAUAGUAGUAAUAGCGGUGGUGAAAAUAUGUACACCAUGAUGAAACCUGUACCUGGAGGAAAUAUGCCUGGUGAUUUUCCAAUGAGUGGGGGACCGGAAGGUGGUCCAAUGGGUCCAAUGGGACCUAACACAAUGGGUCCUGUUCUGAACGGUGAUGGUCUUGAUGGAAUGAAAAAUAGUCCGGCUAAUGGUGGCCCUGGAACACCACGAGAAGACAGUGGAAGUGGAAUGGGUGACUAUAAUCUGGGUGGUUUUGGAGGUCCUGGUGAAAAUGAUCAGACUGAGUCAGCGGCCAUACUCAAGAUCAAGGAGAGCAUGCAGGAAGAGGCGAAGAGGUUUGAAAAGGAUUCAGAUCAUCCCGAUUAUUUCAUACAAUAACUCGUCACGAGUCGUUGGGCCCCAAAAACCAAACUAACCUUUUAAAAGAAAUCAAGUCGCAAAUUAAUCCUCCUAUUCUCUUCCUUUAAUCCAGAACUCCUCCUCACUGCACUUGUAUUACACGAUAAUCUCCUUCAUCUCCCCCCCCCUCUCCCACGAGCCACUAAAAAGAUAAUUAAAACUUACCAAAAAGCAAACAAAGUUGAACUCCGUGAGAGAAGUGCACAAGAGAUAAGGUCGAAGAGAUCAUUUUUUUUUUUCCUCUUCGGAGAUACGGAAAGGAUUUACCGUAUAAAGUAAAAUUGACGAAUCCUCGAGAGCACAUGCGAUCUCUUCGUAUUUCGCGUUGACGUACAUUCUUAGGCACACAGCUGUACAUACAUAUUCAAUCGUCGUCGAUCGAUCACAUUUAUCUGUGAAUAGCAACGCUGAUUUCGCCUGACUUUGAACAUUACUCGAAGAAACGAAAAGAAUGAUUAAAAAUUGAAAAUAUCGAAAAUUUAGAAUUUACUAGUACAACAGUGGUCGUUGUAUAUUUCCGUCGUAGUACUUUUUCGAUAUUUUCAAUUAUUUGUCCAGAGUAAUAUUCAAAUUCGUUCGAAUCUUUGUAUGGUUUUAUUACUUAACAAUAAUAGUCGAAUAUCCGUUGCUAUUUACAAAUCGGUACAAGUGUAUCCGUUUCGACGUGAUUUCUUUCUUUUUUCUUAUUCCUGGAUCCUUGUCUUCUACUCUCUUAGGAACCCUAAUUUUAUUUCCUAAAAACAAUAAGUGCUUCCUUAUUGGCUCUAAGUUAAAAGAAAACGCUAUAUUUUUGGUACAGUUCGAUAAACGUUUAAACAAUAUGCGUAAUGUUUUUAUAUGAGAGUAGUACCGUACAUCUCCCUCCUCUUCUUCCUUAUUUUUCUUCUUCAGCUUGCUUUGAUGAAGUAUAUUUAAGCGACUCUGUUCGCGACGUUUCAUCGGUUUCCUCGAUUGUCGGUGCACAGCGAAUAGUUUCAGCGUGUCGAAGAAAAUAUGUAACUGUGAUAUUGUAAACGUAUUACGAGAAAUAAUGAAAAUUGCAUGAUUAAACAGUUGAUACCUUUAAAGUCAACAGAUAACAUUUGUACCGGAACAUAAACCAAACUUACUCGGAAAGGGCGCCGUUUCCACUUACAGUGGGUCAGAAAAUUAUUCGCUCACCGUUUAAAACAGAAUACCUCGUUUAAAAUUGGAACAAAUGACGUGAGGUUUCUCGAGAAACUAUACAAAUUAAUUUACUAAGAUAUGUGCUUUUGACGUUUUAAAAAAUUACAAUUUGUCGAAAUCGGGACAAAAAUAGUAAAAGGCAAAUUUUUAACUGUUUGCCUUUUAUCUUUUACUAUUUUUUUCCCGAUUUCGACAAAUUGUAAUUUUUUAUCUUAGUACAUUAAUUUUUAUAGCUUCUAAAAAAGCCUCAAAUCAUUUGGUCCAAUUUUAAACGGUGAGCGAAUAAUUUUCUGACCCACUGUAUGUAUAACUCUAGUUUGAAAUAAUCGAAACUCUUCGCAUGCGCCUUUUGUGGAACGAUUUUCGAAGCGAGAUCGAUCGAUACAGCGAUCGAUAUUCUCCUCAAAAAGGAUAUACUUGUGAUUCUAGUAAUAGGUUAGAACGUUACAGUUGAUUUGUGAAGGUUCGAAAAAUUCAUGGUAAUUUAUCACCGAAACGAAAUGAAAUCCUCUAGAAAAGUGUUUUACAAUAAACUAUUUAAAAGGAUUUUAAAAAGUACAAGAAUUUCACAAAUCAUCUGGGAUACGAGUUUUAAUACUUCGUUCCGAACGAUUGAUCGAUCUCGCGCAAGAUUGUACGUCAGCGCAUCGAUUCGUGAGUAUCGGUAACUUAAUACCUGUACUCAUUGUCAUUGUGGUAUCAUUUAUCGGUUAUUCCUUCCGAGAUUAAAAUAAAAAAGCGACGAUAUCUUCCACAAACUUUGAACGAUCCACAAGAAUGCGUCUCUGUGCUUCUCAAUAGAAGAAUGCGAUUUUAAAGAGGUCCCGGUAGAUGCCAGUGUACGAUUGGUCAACGAUAUCGAUACGCGUGAGUUCUUAAUUUAUUUACAAGAUGGAGUCAGAAACAAAGUGUAUAUCGAUCGAGAAUAAUUUGUGUAUGAAAUUAAUUCGAUAACGUUGUCCAUAACGAUACAUUAGCAUUUAUGGUGGGCUUCAUGGGCAUUGUCAAUGUUCAGAUACGUUGCAACUUCAGUCAUAUGCUGCACAAGUGGAUCGAUUUUUUAAUUUAACUUCGAGAAGCGCACAGUAUUGAAAGAAAAAAGGCUGCAAUAACAUUAUUCCAAAGUCGGAACGCAGACACUCGGUUUCUAGCUGUAAAACUCUGUGUCCGAACGAGGGGAAUCCGACGAAACGGUUCUCGAACAUACGUUAUAAUUCCCUAAGAUUAAAUCCGCUACUGCGGGAAUCCGGCCAGUGUGCGUCAAUAAGUACACGUUAGACGAAUUUUUCAUUCGAUACGAUCGUCGUUUGUUGAUUACGGAUAGAGACAAAUUAUGUAUAUUAUUUUUUUUUUCCAUUAUUUUCUUUCUUUUUGUUUCCCUUUUAAUUUAGCAUUAUGAUAACAAAGUUACGUUUAUGUUCCUCAGAGACUUUGGAAGAUUCGAAUAUCUGUAUAGAUAGAAUAACAGAAUCGAUUUUGUCGAACCGGACAUCCCGGUUUAUCAUUCGAGUACGAGUGUGUGUACCGAAGUAAUAUACGCGCGAACACGAAUUCGUUACUAAAGGCGAACCAAUUUUACGCGAGGGACAAACGUGUGAAACGUUAACCAAACAAGAUGAUACAAGAAUCAAUUCUACUAUUGUUAUUGUUGAAAUCCAUUCCUCGUUCGAUGAAAAAUUCGACGAAGCGCGAUCAGUUGCCUCGUUUCAAAAUUAAUGGACAAGAUUCGGCAAGUACCGAAUUGUGAAUUUAUAUUCGCUGUUUAUUUCCUGGUUGUGCCUCGAAUUCGGAAAUGGCGGCAUGUACAUGCACACAUGUAUACUAUUUCGGCGUAUUAUUGUAAAUGUAUAAGUUGUACAAACUGUCGAGUGCAAUUCGGAUUAAAUAACCUAUACGUUGGAAUGCGGUGUUCCUACUACGCGCAGAACGUUGAAAGGUAUUGAGAUUCGUUUAAAAGAAUCUUCUAAAUGAAAUUCUUUUAUUUAUAUUAAUUCCUUGUAUGAAAAGAAAUCGAAGAAGGAGAUUUUUCAAAACCCAAGUGAUUAUUAGAAAGUUUUCGUAAACUAUUUGUUUCUAAUUAUUAUAACUUAAUGUAAGUGAAAAUAUGUGUGUAUAUAUAUGUAUAUAUACGAAGAUAUUUUCACUGAACGUUAGAAUUUCGAUACUUUUGUAAAACGUUCUGCUUUUACUUUUAAUAUAAUAUGUAUUUAAUAUUUAGCGGAUCGCGUGUUCGCAGAAAAUUCGUACGUUCUUUAAUUUUCUGUUGUUUCGUUUGUCUUUUGAAAAACAACCGAUUCUAUUCCACGACAAAUGAAAUGGCAAAUUGUUUCUUUUUUUUGUACGAAAUAAUUUUGAAAAGUAGUUUAUACUUUCGGUCGAAAUUUUCGUAUGAAAUUGAAGAGAGAACGUUGCGUUAAGGUUAGACCAAAAAACUUUCGAAUGAAAUUAGCGUGUAUCGAGUAUCGAUUGUUUUCUAACGCAUAAUCGAUUAGGAACAGGUCACGAUUUUGUCGAUUAUAUCGAGCAUAAGAGAAACUGUAUAUUGUUUAAAAACGGGAGUUUAAAACUCGUCGUAAUUAGAAUGAAAUAAGCGAAAGAAACACGGUAUCUCGUGUACCGAUAUUGUGCGUUGCGAUUUCGUAAUGUUAAUUAGGAGUUUAUCGUAAGUAAGGGUGUUAGGUUGGCGAGGAAAUAAUGAUCGAGAAAUUUUUUGAAUCGAUACUAGAAAACAGCCUAACCGACAUCGAUAUGAUACAGAAAAUUUGAUAGAGAAAAAAUUAGGAAUUCGAUGAGCCGCCACCGCCCCCCUCCCCUCUACGAGUGUUUUCAUUGAAAAAUUAAAACGUAAUUUCAUUCUGUAAGUAUUUACCUGUACGAUGAUUGUAACACUGACACGGGCUGUAAAUCUCUGCGGCUGACCUCACGUAUUCUUUAAAUUCACGCAUAAUUAUCGACAUAAUUAUAGAUACCUAUUACGAGUAUAGCAUUCAAGUAGCAAGUAAUAACGAUAAAAUAAUGGAAUAAAUGUCAUCUAUCCUA